Messenger RNA from Nothobranchius furzeri (turquoise killifish), 4096 nucleotides. It is a transcript of the gene ints2, whose product is annotated as integrator complex subunit 2. Gene Ontology annotation, cellular component: integrator complex. Gene Ontology annotation, biological process: snRNA 3'-end processing. The record is from RefSeq and is a predicted model, not a curated record. NCBI's taxonomy places the organism in Eukaryota, Metazoa, Chordata, Actinopteri, Cyprinodontiformes, Nothobranchiidae.
AAUCAGAGGCGAGAAGGGCGGGAUGUUCCUUAGACAUCCUACGAUUCCAAAUGAUACUGCUCAUCUCGAACACCUGGUCAGGCUGGUCAAAUCAGAGGGUAAAGGCAGAGAGAUGGCAGACAGCGCAGGGCUGCAGUUUGUCAGUUCUUUUGCAUUUGAAGCCAUGCAGAAGGUGGAUGUUGUUCGCCUGGCGGCCCUCAGUGAUCCAGAGCUCCGGCUCCUACUCCCCUGCCUGGUGAGAAUGGCCUUAUGUGCUCCUGCAGAUCAGAGCCACACCUGGGCUCAAGACAAGAAGCUCAUUCUCCGGCUGCUUUCUGGAGUGGAAGCUGUCAACUCCAUCGUAGCACUUCUGUCUGUGGACUUCCACGCACUGGAGCAGGACGCACGCAAGGAGCAGCAAUUCAGAAACAAGGGAGGCGGCUCCAAUGGAGAGAGCUUCCUGGUGUCACAGCUUCAACAUGGCCUCACCUUGGAGUUUGAACACAGCGACCCCCUCCGUAGGCUACGCCUGACCCUCAGCGAACUGCUGGUCAUCAUGAACAAGGUGACGGAUUCCAAUGGAGAAUUUUUCUUAAAGUCAUCUGAGCUCUUUGAAAGCCCCGUGUAUCUGGAGGAGGUGGCGGACGUCCUUUGCAUUUUACAAGCAGAGCUGCCUUUUCUGCUACCCAUUGUGGAUGUUGCGGAGGCCUUACUUCAUGUCCGUAAUGGUGACUGGUUUAUGUGCCUGUUGGUUGCCAACGUGCCCGACAGCUUUAAUGAAGUGUGCAGAGGUCUGAUCAAGAAUGGAGAACGUCAGGAUGAGGAGAGUGUGGGUGGCCGACACCGGACUGAAGCCCUGAGGCAGCUCUGUCUGAUGAACCCCUCUCAAGCCCUUAACAUCAGGGCCAUGGUGGUAGAGGAGUGUCACCUGCCUGGUCUCGGUGUUGCUCUGACUCUGGACUACAAGCCUGAUGCACCUGAUGAGGCAGUCAGCCCUCUUGUUUCCUAUGUAAGCGGUUUACUUCUGGGCACUAAUAGCAAAGUCCGCACCUGGUUCAGCAUGUUCAUUCGCAACGGGCAGCAGAGUAAGAGAGAGAGCAGCUCGGUUCUGUGGCAGAUGAGAAGGCAGCUGCUACUGGAAUUAGUGGCAAUCUUACCACGUUCACGCAGCACCCGUGUGCCCAACAAUGGCAAAAUUGAUGAUGAAGGCAGUUCUGGGUACUCGGGUCUCAGGGAGGAACAUGUGGUGAAGGCCAGUGCUUUGCUCAGACUCUACUGUGCUCUCAUGGGCAUUGCAAGUCUCAGACCGACAGAUGAAGAGGCAGAGCAGCUGUUACAGUUGAUGACCAGCCGACCGCCUGCCACUCCAGCUGGCGUUCGCUUUGUUUCUCUGUCCUUCUGCAAACUGCUGGCCUUCCCCACCCUGGUCAGCACACCAGAGCAAGAACAGCUGAUGGUGAUGUGGCUGAGCUGGAUGAUCAAAGAAGAAGAGUACUUUGAGAGUGCUGCAGGCGUAUCUGCUUCUUUUGGAGAGAUGCUUUUACUGGUUGCCAUGUACUUCCAUAGCAACCAGCUCAGCUCCAUUAUUGAGUUGGUGUGCUCUACUUUAGGGAUGAAGAUAGCCAUCAAGCCCGGUUCUCUCAGCAAGAUGAAGACCAUCUUUACUCAGGAGAUUUUCACUGAACAGGUCGUUACAGCUCAUGCAGUGAGGGUUGCCGUGACCAACAAUUUAAGUGCCAACAUCUCAGGAUUUCUGCCAAUUCAUUGUAUCUACCAGUUGCUUCGGAGCCGGGCCUUCACCAAGCACAAAGUAUCCAUCAAGGACUGGAUUUAUCGUCAGCUCUGUGAGACAACUACACCCAUCCAUACUCAGCUGAUUCCUCUAAUCGAUGCUUACAUCAACUCCAUCCUCACUCCAGCAUCCAAGGCCAAUCCUGAGGCUACAAACCAGCCCAUCACUGAGCAGGAGAUCCUCCGUGUCUUCCAGAGCUCUGCAGGACAGGCAGACAGCAGCCGAGGAGGACGCCAGCGCUACUCCAUCACCACACAACUUCUGAUCCUGUACUACAUCCUGUCUUAUGAGGAGAACCUGCUGGCUAGCACCAAACAGCUUGCACUAAUGAAGAGGAAGCCAAAGUCCUACUCAGCAGCUCUGAUGGACCAAAUCCCCAUUAAGUACCUGGUGACCCAGGCCCAGGGGCUGCAGCAGGAGCUGGGGGGUUUGCACUCAGCUCUACUAAGACUACUUGCCACUAACUACCCCCACCUGUGUCUGGUGGAAGACUGGGUGUGUGAGGAGGAGGUGACUGGUACCUUGCCUCUGCUGAGGAGGAUGAUGCUUCCCUUCAUUGCCCGCAGAUACACCCAGAACCAGCUUCACCAGGCUUUCCAGAAGUUGCCCUCCAGCAGUCCCAGGCUCAUGCGGAUCCUGGAGUAUCUAACGCUGCUCUCACCUGGAGACCUCAUCCCCUAUGCUGAGGCUCUCACAGCCAGCAUGUCCCUGCUUCUGCAGCCCGCUGUGCCUCGGCGCCUGAUCCAGACCCUCAACAAGCUGUGGAUGGGCCUCAACACGGUGAUGCCCCGCAGAUUGUGGGUGAUGACUGUAAACGCCCUCCAACCAUCAGCCACUCUGCAGCAACAGCAGACCUGCACCCAGAACGACCUGAUGAUUGAUCCUCUGAUUGUGCUGCGCUGUGACCAGAGGGUGUACAGGUGUCCUCCCCUGAUGGACAUCGUCCUUCACAUGCUUAAUGGGUACCUGCUGGCCUCCAAAGCCUAUCUGCAGAGUCACCUGAAGGAGACGGCCGACUUUGAGCGACAGAGCCAGACUGUCUCUAGUGUGACGGGAUCGGGUCAGCUGGACACACCUGAGGUCACCAGGGAGGAGCUAAAGAACGCCCUUCUAGCUGCUCAGGACAGUGCAGCCGUCCAGAUUCUCCUAGAGUUGUGCUUGCCCACCUCUGAUGAGCAGCAGUCCGGAGGUUCAUCAGAAAGCCUUUGGAGAAGCAAUUGGGGCUCGAUGCUGAAGACACCCAAACCAACAAGUCUGAGUCCAUCGGCCUGUAUGGGUGUAGAGGAUGCAGAGCCACAAGGAGGCCUGCUCAGUGACUUGAGGGAGGUGCAGUGUCUCAUUUGUUGUCUCCUGCAUCAGAUGUUCAUCGCUGACCCCAACAUCGCUAAAUUGAUUCACUUUCAGGGCUACCCUCAGGCUCUGCUGCCUCUCACCGUAGCAGGAAUCCCCUCCAUUCACAUCUGUUUGGACUUCAUCCCUGAACUUCUAGCCCAGCCCCAGCUGGAGAAGCAGAUCUUUGCCAUACAGCUGCUGUCACACCUGUGUACCCAGUACGCCUUACCCAAAUCUCUGAGUGUGGCCCGAUUGGCCAUUAGUGUCAUGGGAACUCUGCUAACAGUGCUGAGCCGGGCCAAGCGUUACUCCUUCUUCAUGCCAACCCUGCCAUGCUUGGUGGCGUUCUGCCAGGCCUUCCCUCCUCUCUACGACGACGUAGCAGCUCUGUUGGUGCAGGUGGGCCAGGUUUGUGCUUCUGAUGUGGCCACCAAAGCCAGGGACGUUGAUCCUUUUAUUGCCCGGUUACAGAAUCUACAAGAAAAACCUGAGGAGGGUCCAGUUCCUGGAGCCUCAUCUAAGCUGGUUCUACCUCAAAAAACAAAAGAGGACCUGGGCGGAGCAGACCCUGAUGUCCAGCUCUGCUACUGCAUUGAAGCCACCUUUGUAGACAUCAUCAGCUCUACGCUCCAUGGACUUUAGAUUAAGUACACGUGGGUUGGGUCUUGGGGCUACAUGAAUACAUGUCUUAGAGUUUAAGAUCCAUUCAAAUUGUGUAAAAAGGUUCUUGCUUCAGCAGACGUUCUAAACUUUCUCUACUGAGUCUAAAAAAAGACCUUCUGCCUACUUCAGUCAUCAUUUUGUAUUUUUGCAAAUCCUAAAGUUAUUUUGUGUGUGUGUGUGUGUGUGUGUGUUUUCACCUAAAGGUCAUUUUUUUCAUCCCAGCAGUGACAGUUUUCUAAGAUGUGAUGUAACAUUUUUAUUCUCAAACUGUGAAAUAGAAAAAUGAAUUGAAACAUGUUUUUUCUUGUAAUAAAACAAUACCAUACCAUA